UUGAGACACACUGCACAGAAGAACAGUACGAGUUAAAAAUCUCGCCUGAACACGAGACAAAACCACUAGUUGUGUGAAUUUACAGUAUACAAACCACGGUUAACUGGAUCAACCAAACGUGUGUUGUCUUCGCUGGGCUUCUUUCUGUUAAAUAUGCUAAUAAAACGAAUACAUACUGAUGAGGUCGUUAAAAUAUCUCAUCCCCACACACUAAUGUCUGUCAGUGAAAAAUAUGAAAAAUAUUCGCUAUCAGAGAACUUCACUGAUUCAGGUAAUUCAAGUUUUAAUUAUACAUAUAAUAUAGCUGGUAUUGGCAGGUGUGAGUAUACAAUAUGGUACAAAUUAUGUCAGAACUGUAAACAUGUAUUUAAAAGGGUCUCGAUCUACACUGGUUCAGAUACAUCUGGCUACUUGUCAAUUGCACUGUCAAUAAUGUUGUUCAGUUAAAGGAAGUAAAAUGAAUGAAAAACUUCUCACCAUUAUGCGGCAUGAUGGAUGGCAAUGCGACGAGGGCCAAAUAAACUCAUUCAAAUACUAAGUCAAGUUAUCGUGUAUAAUCAAUCGCAGUAAAGACACCACUGCGGUAAACGGAGGCAUUUCACACAAAACAUAAGAAUCUGUGGUUUGCCGUUUUAAACAGCGAGCACGACGUGGUCUUUUAGUAAAUUGACCCUUACUAGAAGGUAUUGAACAACCAAACUCUCGACGAAGCAAAUUCGGUUUUAUAAAAAUAUAUUAUUGAAAAUCACUCACAGUUGUAUACGCGGUCUAAUCUCUCUCACAGUCACACAGUCACUACAUUCCUAGCUAUCUUUUAACUGCUUUUGAUAAUAAUCUAAAUGUGUCAAUCAUGCAAUGAUCGCCCCUAAUUAAAGUAAUAAUCCUGCUAUUAAAUCACAAAUAUUGUAAGCUAUAUAUAGACAGUCUCCGACACCCUCCCCCAUGCAAGUUAGGAGCUAAAUUGUAUGUUCCCUAAGGAGACUGCGCUUCUAAACGAUCGUGUUCGUGGAAAACAAAACUUGAAAAUGAAUCUAGUAUUAAUGUGUAAAUAUUAUAUAGUGUUCACAUAUCUUCUUCUUGAUCUUCUGCUAUGGCAGUUAAUUUUGCUUGUGCAUCUGCUGCGGCAUUCGAGAAUCCCGUGUUGAUUCAUGACGAGGUUAAGGGCAGUGGUCCCUAAAUUACUUUGAAUUUGUACUUGAGUAAAAGUAGAAGUAAUUAACAAUAAAGCGACUUGAGUAAGAGUAAAAAGUACUGGAGGCAAAACGUACUUACGUAAAAAGUACAAAGUACCCUUAAUGAAGUACAAAGUAAAAGUAAAAGUACUAUUCAUAGUAUCUGUAGCGUGCAAGGGGGGGUUCUCCAAUGAAUUUACAUACAAAAGACACGAACAGCACACGCAUUUAUAUGCGUGCACCUAUAAAUAUACAAUAUUUCACAGCAUGGUCUACUUUUCAGACCCCAUUGAUAAUAUAAGAAAUCCAUAAAAUAAAUAAUGCUUAUAAGUAAGCCACAAACGAGAGAUCCCAGACUCAUGUAGAGGUCCUAUUACCUAUCACGUAAACAAGAGUUAAAAAGAGUUAACAAGUAACUAACAACAGUUAACAAGAGUUAAAAAGUAACGAAAUACAUCGCCAUAAAAUGAAAAUAACGAAGUAAAACGUUAUUUCUUAAAACAACUUCGUUCCAAGUAAAAGUACUGCAGAAAAAUUUUACUUUGUUACAUGCUCACUUCUCCAAAAUAGUACUCAAGUACAGUAACGAAGUACAGUUACUUCGUUACAUGACACCACUGGUUAAGGGACUGUUUCGUAUGCUCGAAGUGGGGUCUUAGGGAAUCUUUCGCUUGCUCUCGUUUUGUCCACCAGUCUCGAACUUCUCUCACGUCAUCGGACGUCAGGGACACUCUACGAUGACGGUUUGUCGUAAAGCGGCGUACCCAGGCUAGAAUUCGAAGUGCGUGAAGCAGAUCGUGACGUUGGAGGAGGUUCUCGAAGGGGUCGUUCUCGGAAUCUUUAUCUCGUUCUUGUUCUUGUGCAAGGCUGAGCACUUCCUUCAUGACUCUCGCUUCGACCUCGGAGGCAGGUGAUUUCUCCACUACUCGAUUUUCUGGCCAGCGAUCACGAUCAGCGAGCCACUCAGGGCCAGUCCACCACGUACUGUUAGCAAUAUGUCCUCCACGGCUCGCGAUGUCUGCUGGAUUCUUUUCGGUAGGCACAUACCUCCACUGGAUCUCAGUAUGCUCUUGUAUCUUUCCCACGCGAUUCGCGACGAACUGUUUGUACUGACCGUUGCCGAGAAGCCAGUGAAGUGCAACGGUGCUGUCUAACCAACCAAAUAUCUCUGGUGUGGGAAGCUCUAUCAGGUCAUUCUUUGCGUUUGUCACGAGAUUUGCUGACAUAUGAGCACUGACCAACUCUAAUCUCGGCACCGUCAGAUUCUUCUUUGUCAAUCGGGACUUCGCCGCAACGAGGGAAGUUGUAACUCCUACGGCCUGGCGGACCACAUAUAGUAGACGACCUUACCUACUCCCUCAGUUGAUGCAUCUCCAAAUACGUGCAAGUCGGCUGAAUCAACUGGUUGAUGGUAUGGUGCGAGUGGUCUUGGAAUACUUAUUCGUUCGGGAAGGGACUUCUCAAACUUCAGCCAUCAUUUUUGAAGGUUGUCUGGGAGAUUGGAAUCCCAUCCGAACUUGGAGUCGCAUACGUCGCGAAACACGAGUUUGCCUUGCAACGUUAUCGGUGAUACUAGACCUAGAGGGUCGUAGAUCCUUGCUAAACUUGCGACGAGUUCACGCUUGGUGGUUGCUGGCGUACGGGCAGGGAAUUCCACUGAGAUGGUAUCCGUGGUCUUGUCCCAUUUGAGGCCCAACAACUUUGAGUCACUCGACUUGACUUGCAAUUGCAAUUGUUGUUUUGCAAACGACUGUUCGUCACAGAUAUUUCGUCGUUGUUGUCUUCCAGCUCUGGCACGCUGGAGUUCCAUUUGUGUAACUUGAACUUUGCAUCAUCCAUAAUUUCGAUUGCAGUGGUUUUCCGUUGUUUCGCCUCUGUUGUGUCUUGACCACCAGACAAAAUACGUCGACGUAUAAACUUCGACGUAUUCACUCCACGUCUUCCGGAUAUUUCUGGGACCACAAGUCGAGGUGACAUUCGAGGACUCCCCCAAGUAGAAAUGGCGAAGGCACAAGGCCGAAUAACAUUCGCGUAAAAUGAUAGGUUAGGAUCUCUGCGUCGACAUUGGAUCUCCAGUGGAAUCGGAGCGCAUUUUUCUCACAUUGUCGGACUCGAACCUGUAGGAAGGCUUGUUUGAUGUCACCGGAAAUUAUCACGGGAAAUGCUCUCUGUUGUACCAGAACGUUCCAUAACUUGUUCUGUAAGGCUGGUCCUGCAUAGAGGCAAUCGUUCAGGGAUGGAACUGCGGGUGAUUCUCGGGCCGAGGCGUCAUAUACGAUCCUCAUUUUGGUCGUCUGGGCUGAUUCUCGGACUACGUAUCUGUGUGGAAUAUAGAAUUCCGUUGCGUUGCUUCCGCUCACAGUGGGGGGUGGUAAUGACGGUGGUUGGAACUGGGUCACUUCCGGUCACCAUGGGAGGUGGAACUAGGUCACUUCCGGUCACCACGGGAUGUUGGAUAGGGUCACUUCCCGUCACCACGGGAGGUGGCAUAGGGUCACUUCCGGUCACCACGGGAGGUGGAAUAGGGCCACUUCCGGUCACCACGGGAGGUGGAAUAGGGUCACUUCCGGUCACCACGGGAGGUGGAACUCUUUCGAUGACCCCCUCAGCAAGUUGUUCUUGUAUAAUGCCGUCGUACUUCCCCAUCGAGUUUUCGCGUUGAAGUCUUUUAGUCAAACCUCCGAGUCGCUUCAGGCUACCACGUUCAUUGUUUGGAAAAUAGGGAUGGUUUGGUUUCCAAGGUAACGCGGUCUCGGACCAUCCCUCGGGAGAUCGGGUCAACUGUUCUUUAAACUCGUUAAAUACCACCAACAGGUCAUGUUGGGAGGUAUCUUCGAGCCCUAAAACGUCUAGUCUACACAAUUCCUCGUACUCGGCGUGGGAGGUCUGGGUCAUCAACAUCACGUUGCUUUCGAACUCGUACCCAGGGCCCAUUAGAAACCAACCAAACUUGGUCAACUCAGCGAUAGGGGCUUUCUCGUCUCCUAUUCUCGGUCUUGUUUGCGUUUUAAUCUUCGCAUACUCCCCGCUCCCCAAAAUGACAUGGACAGGCAGGGUAUCUUUGACGUCAUCGUCGUUCAUUGUCACGCCCGUUAAGUGGGGGUGUUGAUUGAUUAAUUUGGGAUUGUCGAUCAACAAAAGUUCACUCUUGUUUACCUUUGUAGCUAGCUCUUACGGGAAGACUAAACGAGCCGUCUAGCGAGUCAAAUUUCAUAUCGCUAACUCGAACAAAUUUCAGAAGUUCCCUUGGUCAAAUUUACCCGGUUAAUUAAUUCGAACUGUAUUUUGAGACGUGGAUCGGCAAACUUCAAAAUGUCAGAACAUAGCACAUUGACAAGCCGGAAGCUUGGAUUUCUAUUCAUACAUAAUAUAUAAUAUAUAAAAACGUAAUACAAGUCCAGAAAGAGAUAAAAGGUUCAACAAGUUGCAUCGGUCAUUACUGAUCUAGCUAAUAGGUACUGUAUGGGAGCGAAGCCCUUUCGUCUGGAAGGCUACUAUAAUUUCCAUAUGCGAAGGCCUUCGCUCAAAACGUCUAAGUUCUUUGUGUAUUUUUCAGGUCAGUAUAUGUAUCUUAAUUUUACUGAACGCUAUACCUAUAAUUCUAUAAAGUACAAUUCUAAAGUACAGUGAUAACUAAUUUGUGCAGUGAUAAAUAUUUAUGGAUUGUGCGAUUAUAUUAUCGCCAUUUUGUGCAGUAAUAAAUUUUUUUAGUUAUUACUAAAUUUGAUAAAGAUAGUUCGUGAGCAAAUAGCCGAAUACACAACUCUAGUAAUAAGAGAUUAAUUAGUGAUUUAAUACUCUUAGUUACAAGGACAGUUUAUAGGACUCUAUGACUCUUGGCUAAAUAUUUAUUAUAAUAAUAUUUGAUUUAUUUAACUGGAAAUUUCUAUGUACUGUAGUUGAGCACAGCACUCAAAUGACAAAAUAUACAGAAUACAUAGAUACUCAAUGUAUACCUUGGCUUUGCUGUAAAAUUAAAAAUGCUGCUAGUUCACUCUUUUAGUUUUUUUGUGCAGUUAUAAAAUUUCUUUAAUUAAAUUAAAAUAAUCUAAUGGAGUUCCUGUAUUUAAGACUUGUUAAGAGAAAUUUAAAUAAUAUUGCGGAGAGAAAUGAAGUUUUGAUGCAUGCUUUCGCUCGAUCUUGUUAUGAUGCCGUUGGCGUAAGGCCAUAUAAAAAAAAAUAGUUGGUUAGCGUCCUUAGCUUUUGCCAAAAAGUGGGCGGGCGGGCGCUUUUUUUUUUAAUUUUUACUAACUUUUAACGCCUUGGUUUUACUCACUGUUAGGUCCGAAACUGGAUUUUCUUGCGCAGUACAGAUAUUUUUUUUAUAUAUUUCAAAAUAUAAUUCAUACCGUCAUUUUCGCACGCAAUUUCGCAAAUUAUUAACACAAUUGACUACAGUCAACAGAAAUACUACAUAUAUUAGAGCCUGUUGAUCAAUAAAAGUCGGGGUUUUUUUAAAUAAAAAAUAAAAAAAAAUCCUGAGCGGGGCCUUUUGUGGGCGGGCGGGGACGCUAACCAACUAUUUUUUUUUAUGUGGCCUAAUGUCCAAGAUGGUAGCUCGGUUAAUUAUUUAUUUUCUGCUCAAACCAUGGGCUUGGCUUUUUCUCCAAAUUUUAUGUAAAGUACGUAGCGAUUAAGUGGCGGGGAAUAUUUAUGAAUUUUGCCAUUUUUCAGAGUAAUUUGGGAUUUAUUGACUGCCGUUUGGAAAUGACAAAAUCAGUCCUUCAUUCUGGGGGGACGUUUGCACAUUUUACAUUAUUUUUUUUUUAUUUUGGACCCCCUUCAGUCGAGGACCAGGGGUAAUUUUCACUCUCUGAGUCUGUGUACCCUCAAUGGGCAUGCAUCCUUGAUCAGUAUAGUCUUACAAAAAAAAAAAUUCGUCUCGCCUACAAAAGUUUUCAUGAUUUGGUCAACAAUGUGCUCAGUAGAUCUUUUAUUCUUCUCUUUCAUUCAACGUAGGUUUGAAGAUGUGUACGUCCAAACUGAGUCCUACAUCUCUUAUCAUAGCUGGCCUUACAGCAUUGGUGCUUCUGUCUAUUCUGAUCUUUAGUCAUUCUCUUGAUGCAGGUAUUGUUAUUAAAAUUUUAUUAAAAUGGUUAUAAAGAUAUUAGUUUAAACGACCACUAUGGCAUUCUCUAGGGGCGUAUAGGAAGUAUCGAAAGAUUGGGGGGGGGGGGGCACUGCCUUCCAGAGGCACUUUUGGAUAAUCAAGAGGACACCCACAAAUUUCUCUCGGAAAUGUUAGCAGCGGGGGGUGGGGAUACAGAAUAGUAUUUACAACAUAACUAGCUUGUGUAAUAAAAUAUGUUAAGAAACCAAAAGGACACCUUCGAUGUUAAAACAGUAUUUACAGAAACAUUAGCUUGUGCAAAAAGGACACCUUUCAUAACAAAAACAGGCACUUUUGGUCCAUUAAAAAUUGGGGCGAUUGGGGGUGGGUGGGGCAUGUGCACCCUGUGCCCCCCCCCCCCCAAGUUUCAACGCCCCUGGCAUUCUCUGCGCUUUCUUUUUGACGUGCAAAGUUUUAAGGAAGCGCUGUGGCUAUGCAACCAAUUUAUCAUUCUGUAAUCCUGGGCGAAUUCGAUGAAUAUUGCAUCAGAUCGAAGUAGGUAGACUCGCAUCUUUGUUAAGGCAUCUAAUUGGGAUCGAAUUUUUAAAAUAAAAAAUGCAAUGAUGUGGUAAUUCGCUUCACGACUCUUUCUAGACUUUCUUAUGUCUUAACAUGGAUAAUAAAAUAAAUGGAUAGGAAACUAGCUGACGUGACCUAAUGUUUUUACUGGGAUUGAUGGCGUGGUUGGAUGCCUCAACCUAGUUGAAAAUCAAAUUCUCAAAAACGGCAUGUUUAGCAAUAAUACAGCUAAACAUUUUAGUCAAAGACCAAAUAAAUGUAACCACGCCAUUCUACGAUGAAAACUCUAAGUAUUCCCCAUCAAUUUUAGCAAAUAUUUCAAGCACUAAACAGUGAAAAAUACAUCGCAAAUUUCGUUAAAAUUUGUGACGCCAAUUUCGUAGCUACAAAUGUAAAAAAAUACAAAACAAAGACGAAAAACAUUUACCUUGAAUACUUUGUCGUGGCUUAGGCAUGUUUUUAAAACAAUUAGACCAGUUUACGCUUCAAGAUCACCCUUUUAAAGUGGAAAAUAUAGCAAAACAACAAAUAUGCCGAGAACUUUGGUAACAUUCGCAAUACGCGUGACGUCACGUUUUUCAACAAGGAUGCAGUCAAUGACGUCAGAAGUUUCCAAUCCAUUUAUUUUAUUAUCCAUGGUCUUAAUUAAGUGAGAACCUGCCUAACUUUUGAGAUCGAUAUCACUAGGAUGAUCACCCAUGAAUAUUGACGAAUCUCAGUGAAACGUACUCGCGUGUACCUGCAAUCACUUAGCGUUGCUUUCUUUUCCUUUACUUUCACCAUUGGUUUGUGAAGUUUCUGAAAGAGUUGUGAUUGGCUUAAGCAUUUCACGUCACUGAAAUGUCCUCUAACAUAUCAUAACUGCAUGUGGACCAAUGAGAAGGUAUAAAUAAAUUUUAUCGGUUGAUCCCCAAUAAAAAAUAUUCUUUCCAAUGAGACAAUAACAUUUUGGCGUUAGAAGCAGAAAGUCUAGAAAGGGAAUUGUUGAUGAAUUUAUUAUUUCUUUUCAUUAUUCUUAUUUCUUUUUACUUCAGACAUGGUGAUUUAUAAUAGUUACUUCAGAGCUACUGGUACCAAUUUCACAAAGUCUAAAUUUAAACUGCCAAAGUAUGUCUCAGUGGAUGAUUUGCAACGGCUAAAUUAUUCUCCUACAGAUAAUUUGAACGCUUUCAAAGUGAGUGCACCUGUUGUUGUUGGAAGUAUAAGAACAACAAUGAGAGCAAGAACUUUGACCAGCCAUGUUCCCAUUGAAGAUAGUAAUAUCAGGACACCUGCAGGUAUGACAACAACGAGACCAAUAAUUGUAACUGACUUUGAGAAAGGCCAUAAAGAACUGUGUAAAAAUUCUUGGCAAGACGAAUAUACUAAACUUCAUAAUCAUUUAUUGGCAACAAAUCAGAAUAAAUUUCUUAUCGUGACAUGUUCUGCAGCUGGUUGGGGAAAUCGGCUGCGAGAGCUACUUUGUGUUUUUCAUUUAGCGGUUAUUACAAAGCGAGUUAUCAUUAUUGAUUGUAAUCAACCUGUCCCACUGGAUAAAUAUCUACCACCACGAUACGUAAAGUGGAACUACAGGGUGAACGAGACAGGUUUGUCCAUUAGACAUGGUUAUGUAAUUGACUUCAAUGAAAUAAAGAAUAUUACAGACACAAAAGUCGAAAAAUUAUUGAAUUACUCCGUUGAAUUUAACCCUGGACUAAGAGGAAGUUUCUACAUAGCAUUGGCGAAUCUUAUUAAGUAUGAUUUACCUAUUUGGCCUAAUGUUCCUCAAAUGUUGGGAUGUGAUUUUUACUAUUUGUUCAAGAAGUCCGAUGUCUUGGAAAAUCGUUUGCGGCAAUUGAAAGCGGAACUAGGCUUCAUUGAUAAUAUUGUUUUAGGUAUUCAUAUCAGAGAAGGCGAUUCUGUAUUUCAUCACAACAAAGGUGACAAAAGAUACAAAAAUGCCGAAGAUAUUCGAAAUGCUUUUAACUGCGCAACGAAAGUCGAAAAUAAAAUCAAAGAUAAGUACAAUACGACGAAAAUAAUUUGGUUUUUAGCCGCCGACUCGGAUAAAAGGAAAACUUAUGCGAAGGAAAAAUAUGGUAGCAAAGUGAAAUAUUUGGAUGGUCCUAUUGAACACAUUGGACAUCCGAUGAAAGGAAACGAGGAUGCAGGACAAUUAACCAUGCUGCUCGAUUACUUCCUCAUGCAAGAAUCCGAUUUCAAACUAUAUACUUCACCGUCUACUUUUGACGAUGCUGUGGAAUAUAUAUCACUUGGAAAGCCAACUGUUAUGCAAUUGUUCUACAGAAACCAAUUGUCGUGUAAGAUGCCAAAAUCUUUAGAAAUUUAAGUCUUUUUACAGUAUAAUAUACAGCCUCUUGUAAUUAUACGAUUUUCAUGUUGUUUUCCGGGCAUAGUACCGUCUUUGCUUAUCACUUAAGCGAUUCACAUAGAACACGAUUCGAAAUUUUGAAACGGGAAACGAUCUCUUGACCUCGUAUGGGAUUUAACAGGUGGAGCUACGAUCCUGGCAAAAACUAAUGAAACAUCCAGUAUGUACGCCCAACAUUGUUCAGGGGGGAGGGGAUUUUGUCUAUUUCACUGAUUUUUUAUAGGUGUUUCAUUAACUUUUUGCUUAGAUUGUAGAUGAGACUCGAAGCGCGAGGAAAAUAUGCGUGUAAGCGUUUAAUUCCUUAUAAUAUCGUAAUAGUAAUUAAUAUCAGUUUCCGUCGACAGCUAAUAAAGAUCUGGACAUUAAUUUAACUGAAUCACUGCCAGUUUGAUGAAUUGAUGUGCUUUUGAUUCCCAUGUUUUUUUUUGCGCAUGGAUCUCGAUCAUUGUAAAGCUUUCUCGAAAAUUUGUUUAUUAUCCAUUAGAAACGCAAACCAUGCCUGCAUGUUUACUUCCUAUCUAUUAAUUAACGUUGAAAUUAGUCUAACUAUUAAAUAUAUUAAUUUUGAU
Molecule: messenger RNA, 9741 nt
Organism: Paramuricea clavata
Lineage: Eukaryota; Metazoa; Cnidaria; Anthozoa; Malacalcyonacea; Plexauridae
Source: the annotation of a GenBank genome assembly